AUGGAAAAUUCUGCAAAAACAGAGGACUAUGAAAACACAAACACAUUAGUAAAUUCUGAAAUAGAGUCUUCAUUUUGUAUUAAUGAAAACACAACAGCUUCUGAGACUGGGAUUUCUGAAAAGAUUCCUACCUGUGAUCCAGUAGUCACACCAAGAAAGAGAAAAAUGGGAUUUGAAGAUGACCUUACAGAGGAAGAUUCCAGUUGUUGGGUAGACAGUUCACUCAAAAAAAGAACACUUAAUGCUGAAGUUGUUCUAGAGAAAAGUACUAGAGAUGAUGGUAACAUUUCAAAGAAAAGAAUAGAAGCGGAUGAUGUUCCAACAAAUCAGUCUUCCACUGGAGAUAGUGCUCCGCUGAAGAGAAAAAUAGAACUUGAGGAUGUUUCUGGAAAACAAAAAAGCUUGAAAGGACAUAGCUCAGCAGUAGCUGCCCAUUACAACGAACUUCAGGAAGUUGGUUUGGAUAAACGUAGCCAAAGUCGUAUUUUUUAUCUAAGAAACUUUAAUAAUUGGAUGAAAAGUGUCCUCAUUGGAGAAUUUUUAGAAAAAGUGCGACAGAAAAAAAAACAUAUCACUGUUUUGGACCUGGGAUGUGGUAAAGGUGGAGAUUUGCUCAAGUGGAAAAAGGGAAGAAUUAACAAGUUAGUUUGUACUGAUAUUGCGAGUGUUUCUGUCCAACAGUGCCAGCAGCGGUAUGAAGACAUGAAACAUCGCUGUCGUGAUAAUGAAUAUAUUUUUAGUGCAGAAUUUAUAACUGCUGAUUGCUCAAAGGAACUUUUGAUUGACAAAUUCCAUGAUCCAGAAAUGUACUUUGACAUUUGCAGUUGUCAGUUUGUCUGUCAUUACUCAUUUGAGUCCUAUGAGCAGGCUGACAAAAUGCUUAGAAAUGCUUGUGAGAGACUUAGCCCUGGUGGCUAUUUUAUUGGUACCACUCCCAAUAGCUUUGAGCUAAUAAAACGCCUUGAAUCUUCAGAAACAGAAUCAUUUGGAAAUGAAAUAUAUACUGUGAAAUUUCAGAAGAAAGGAGAUUAUCCUUUAUAUGGCUGCAAAUAUGAUUUCAACUUGGAAGGUGUUGUGGAUGUUCCUGAAUUCUUGGUCUAUUUUCCAUUGCUAAAUGAAAUGGCAAAGAAGUACAAUAUGAAACUAGUGUACAAAAAAACAUUUCGGGAGUUUUAUGAAGAAAAGAUUAAGAACAAUGAAAAUAAAAUGCUGUUAAAACGAAUGUUUGCAUUGGAGCCAUAUCCUGCAAAUGAGAAUUCCAAACUUGUCUCUGAGAAAGUGGAUGACUAUGAGCAUGCAGCAGAAUAUGUGAAAAACAGUCAGGCAAGAUUACCUUUGGGAACCUUAAGUAAAUCAGAAUGGGAAGCUACAAGUAUUUACUUGGUUUUCGCAUUUGAGAAGCAGCAGUGA
Molecule: messenger RNA, 1410 nt
Organism: Chrysochloris asiatica (Cape golden mole)
Lineage: Eukaryota; Metazoa; Chordata; Mammalia; Afrosoricida; Chrysochloridae
Gene: RNMT
Product: RNA (guanine-7-) methyltransferase
Exons: 10
Coding region: 1-1410 (469 amino acids)
Biological process (GO): 7-methylguanosine mRNA capping
Cellular component (GO): nucleus
Molecular function (GO): mRNA 5'-cap (guanine-N7-)-methyltransferase activity
Source: RefSeq, a predicted model, not a curated record